Molecule: messenger RNA, 4846 nt
Organism: Mus caroli (Ryukyu mouse)
Lineage: Eukaryota; Metazoa; Chordata; Mammalia; Rodentia; Muridae
Gene: Mybl1
Product: MYB proto-oncogene like 1
Biological process (GO): mitotic cell cycle; positive regulation of transcription by RNA polymerase II
Cellular component (GO): nucleus
Molecular function (GO): DNA-binding transcription factor activity, RNA polymerase II-specific; RNA polymerase II cis-regulatory region sequence-specific DNA binding
Source: RefSeq, a predicted model, not a curated record
ACAUGUCCAGGGCAUCCCUGGCCCGGCCCGGCCGCGGCUAGGAGCAGUGGGUCUUGAUCCGCCCCUCUGUCCCUCAGUCCCGCCUGGCCCUGACCUGACCGGGCCUGCUUUCCGCUCUCGGUCACCUGAGGGAAGGAGUUGGGGAAGCGGCGGGUGGGUCUCGGAGAGGGAGCAUUGGCCCCAGGCUGGAGGAGGCUGACCCCGCGUCCCCGCCCAGCCCGCGCCUAUGCGGUACUUGAAGGAUGGCGAAGAGGUCGCGCAGUGAGGACGAGGAUGACGACCUUCAGUAUGCUGAUCAUGAUUACGAAGUACCUCAACAGAAAGGGCUGAAGAAACUCUGGAACAGAGUGAAGUGGACAAGGGAUGAGGAUGACAAGUUAAAGAAGUUGGUUGAACAACAUGGAACUGAUGAUUGGACUCUAAUUGCUAGUCAUCUUCAAAAUCGUUCUGAUUUUCAGUGCCAACAUCGAUGGCAGAAGGUUUUAAAUCCAGAAUUGAUAAAGGGUCCUUGGACUAAAGAAGAAGAUCAGAGGGUUAUUGAAUUAGUUCAGAAAUAUGGACCAAAAAGGUGGUCUUUAAUUGCAAAACAUUUAAAAGGAAGAAUAGGCAAGCAGUGCAGAGAAAGAUGGCACAAUCACCUGAACCCUGAAGUGAAGAAGUCUUCCUGGACAGAAGAAGAAGACAGGAUCAUAUAUGAAGCGCACAAGCGCCUGGGAAACCGUUGGGCCGAGAUUGCUAAGUUACUUCCUGGAAGGACUGAUAAUUCUAUCAAAAAUCAUUGGAAUUCUACCAUGCGAAGAAAAGUGGAGCAGGAGGGCUACUUACAAGAUGGAAUAAAAUCAGAGCGGUCUUCAUCAAAACUUCAACACAAACCUUGUGCGACUAUGGACCAUUUGCAAACCCAGAAUCAGUUUUACAUUCCUGUUCAGAUCCCCGGUUAUCAGUAUGUGUCACCUGAUGGCAAUUGUGUUGAACAUGUACAGACAUCUGCCUUUAUUCAGCAACCUGGAAGCUUUUCUAGCUGGUCUGGUAGUUUCCUCAUGGAUGAUAGUAUGUCUAACACACUGAAUAAUCUGGAGGAACACACUACUGAGUUUUAUAGCAUGGAUGAAAAUCAGACUGUUUCUGCUCAGCAGAAUUCACCCACAAAGUUUCUAGCUGUAGAAGCAAAUGCUGUGCUGUCUUCUCUACAGACCAUCCCAGAAUUUGCAGAAACUCUAGAACUAAUUGAAUCGGAUCCUGUAGCAUGGAGUGAUGUUACCAGUUUUGAUCUUUCUGAUGCUGCUGCUUCUCCUGUCAAGUCUACUCCAGUUAAAUUAAUGAGAAUUCAACAUAAUGAAGGAGCCAUGGAAUGUCAGUUUAACGUCAGUCUUGUACUUGAUGGGAAAAAGAACAGUUGUAAUGGUGGAGACAGUGAAGCUAUUCCUUUAACAUCCCCAAAUGUGGUCAAGUUUAGCACUCCACCAACCAUCCUCAGAAAGAAGAAAAGAAUUCGAGUGGGUCAGUCUGCAGGCAGUGAGCUUGGCGAUGGCUCACUUAGCGAAGUUGGUAAUGCAGCACUAAAACACACACCAGUGAAAACACUACCAUUUUCUCCUUCUCAGUUUUUUAACACAUGUCCUGGAAAUGAACAACUUAAUAUAGAAAACCCUUCCUUUACAUCAACCCCAAUUUGUGGGCAGAAAGUUCUCAUUACAACUCCUCUUCAGAAGGAAGCAACCCCCAAAGAUCAAAAAGAAAAUGUAGGAUUCAGAACUCCUACUAUUAGAAGAUCUAUACUGGGCACCACACCAAGAACUCCUACUCCUUUUAAGAAUGCACUUGCUGCUCAGGAAAAGAAAUAUGGACCUCUUAAAAUUGUGUCCCAGCCACUUGCCUUUUUGGAAGAAGACAUUCGAGAAGUUUUAAAAGAAGAAACUGGAACAGAUAUAUUCCUCAAAGAGGAAGAUGAACCUGCUUAUAAAAGCUGCAAACAAGAGCACUCUGCAUCUGCAUCUGUGAAGAAGGUCAGAAAAUCCCUUGCCUUAGAGAGCUGGGACAAAGAAGAACCAGGCACUCAACUACUAACUGAAGACAUUUCAGACAUGCAGUCAGAAAAUAUUCUUACAACAUCUUUAUUAAUGAUACCAUUAUUGGAAAUACAUGACAAUAGGUGCAACUUGACUCCUGAAAAACAAGAUAUAAAUUCAGCCAACAAAACAUAUACACUUAAUAAAAAGAGACCAAACCCUAACCCUUGUAAAGCUGUCACAUUGGAAAAGAGUCUUCAGUCGAAUUGUGAAUGGGAAACAGUGGUAUAUGGGAAGACAGAAGACCAACUUAUCAUGACUGAACAAGCGAGAAGAUAUCUGAGUACUUACACAGCUACCAGCAGCACAUCAAGAGCUCUAAUACUCUAACUUUUACUAAAGCUGAUAAAAUGCCCUACCCCUUUACUGUAUUUUAUGCUAAAUUAGGUUGCAAUGAAAUUUGUCUCAAUUAAUUCUUUUAAAGGUUUUAAUACAUCCCUAAAAUGGUUCACAUUUUUUUUUCUAUAUUGAACAGGCAAAAAACUAAUAAGCUACUUAAAGUAAGGGGUAGGCAAAUUUAUUAUUUAUAUGUUUAAGAAAUGAGAGUUUUAAAAUUUGUUUUUAAAGAACAAAAUGGGAAAAUAAGCAUGUUCCUGGGUAUUCCAUAGUAAAUUCUCACAUAAUUUCUUUACAGGAUAUAUGUUGCUACUGUCUCAAGGCUGUAGUCUGUUAUAAACAAGUUAAGUGUGUGUGACCUCUGAAAGUCUACAUUUAGGAAGCACAGAGGCUUUAUGAAGUACUUUUGCAUGUGUGCUGAUUUACUUAGACUACCAUUCAUAAAGAAACACAGUGGGAAGGAGUCUCAAGGAAGCUAGAAGUUGCACUACUAAUUUUGGUAUUUUUCAGAAACAAUGAAAUUAACUACAGUGUUAAGGAUAUUUAUUUGUGCAUAGUACUAAAAAUGCAUUGAAAAUGGGCUUUUUCUUACUAGUAAAGAGUCAGUAUUUCUUCAUAAGUCUCAGAAGAGCUGAGAAUUUUGUUGAAUGUAUUGUACAGUAUAUAGGAGCAAGAAAACUUUGUAAAUUGGAAAGAUGUCUGUUUUUAUAACUUAUUUUCAUUUUUAAAGCUUAAAUGUAGAUAUUUAUAUAUACAGGGUGUCUAGAAGCCAGUGUUGUUUCUUGCCAUUACAGCUAACAUAGUAAAGAAUAACUUUGACUUUCAAGUAUGAAAUAGUUAAGUUAUAGCUGCAAAGAAUACAAUAUCUAAACUGUAUGUCACAUCUACCUAAAUAUUGCACUAUAUCCUUUAAAUCAUGUUGGUUUUAAAGUAGUUCUAAAAUGUACUAAAUAAUAAUUUAAUAUUUUCUUUUUAAAUUAUAUUGGAGGGUCAUAUAAAUUAAUCUGGUGAUUUGUAUAUGUGUUUGAAAUUUUCAUUUUGUUUAAAAAACAGUACGGUACCUUGUUCCCUAAAACAGUCUGCACUUAGAAGUUGUAUUUACUCAAUGUUUCAGAAGUAGAAAAUAUUAUCUUUAUUUAUACAAAUAUUUUUGUCCUUUUAUAAAUGUUUUGUGUUUCCAGGUUACAACAGUUGCUUCGGUUGCCUGUUUAGGUGUUUGCACUUAUUUUAUCUCUUUUGGAAAGAAUGUCUUUGCUUAUGUGGUAGAGAUUUUAUGUAAUUUUUUGAGAUGUAUAAUGGUGUGCUGUCAACCUAAACACUGACAGGCAAAUAGAAUUGUACACUGUAGUUUGAAUUAUUUAUAAUUGACACACUCUCUCCCUCUCCACUCCUGAAGUAUGCUGCUAUAGAAAGUAGCAGAAUCGGCUUGCUGCUAUGAGAGAUGGAAAGAGCGACCACCACUUGCACUGUGUGAAAAGAUAAGCAAAUGAUGGCACGUUCUCAAGUUAACUGAUGGAUUCAACUAUUCCCAAGCAGAUUCUUACAAAGACCAAAACACCACUAUGCCUCAAAACCAAACCAAACAGCUUAAGAUUUUUAAAACUCUAUUUAUCUGUUAAUAGAAAUGGGACUACUGAAUUUUUUAAUGCUUAGUUCUUCAACAGUAGACCUAAAGGGUUUUAAGCUUUAAAUCCAAUUGCUAGUUUUUGCAUACUCUAUGUUAGUGAGAAGUAAAGGAUAUGUGUGGUGGUAUUAAGAUUAUGCCUUCUUGAUAACAAUAGGUAAAACAAUUUGAAUCUUCUUAGCAUGUUAAAUAUGUUUAUUUUUUUCUAAUUAAUGAACUUCUCACAGAAAUUUUGCUUUGUAAAACCAAUGAUUGUGGAAAAAAAAUCUAUAUAUCAUUUCAAUUACUUUGGGGUAACAAUAGCACAUAAUUCCUUUUUUAAAAAAUGUAGCCUUCAGCUGAUUGGAUGUAAUAAUCUCCAGUUGCCAAAGUAUAUAACUCAGACAUGCUACAUAUUCUAAAACAUAUUUUUUCUUGAGCAUUAAGUUAACACAAAUGUUAAUAUAUUAUACAUAAGCCUCAGCUUAUGGGACAGAGUACAUAUUUGGGUUGGUAUUGGUUGAAUCCUCCAGUUAACUGCUUUGUUGUUUUUUUUGCAAGAUUUGUAAUCAUAAAAAUGUUAGGCAUCUUAAGUCAUCUUUUUCUACUGUUCAUUUAUAUUCUUCAGUUUUCUGAAGAUGCCAGACGUACAGGUAGCAGCCAUACAUGCAUGGAAACUGACUUCACACAUACCAAUACUGCAUUUUGUUGUAAGGUUUUCACAUUAAUACAGCAAUUACACUGAUUAAAUUGAGUUUUUUUAAUAUAUGAAAAACUUUGCAUUGUAAGAGAAUCUUGCAGACAAUGUUGAAAUCUAUUAACAUCCAAAUAAAAGCAU